Molecule: messenger RNA, 927 nt
Organism: Spinacia oleracea (spinach)
Lineage: Eukaryota; Viridiplantae; Streptophyta; Magnoliopsida; Caryophyllales; Amaranthaceae
Product: pathogenesis-related protein 1A-like
Exons: 1
Coding region: 6-503 (165 amino acids)
Cellular component (GO): extracellular region
Source: RefSeq, a predicted model, not a curated record
UGAAAAUGAAUUUGCUAAAAAACCAUGCAUUUUUUCCAUUCUUCACUCUUAUCGUUGCCCUAACCCUUGCCAAUAUGUGCCAUGCACAAAAUUCAUCACAAGACUAUGUUAACUCCCAUAAUGCUGCUAGGACCGCGGUGGGUGUUGGUAACAUACGAUGGGAUGAACGUGUGGCAGACUAUGCCCGGCGAUAUGCCAACCAAAGAAGAGGUGAUUGCGCUAUGCGACAUUCUGUCGGGCCUUACGGGGAGAAUCUCGCUUCAGGGAGUGGUGCAUUUAUGACCGGCACAGCCGCGGUCAAGUUGUGGGUGGAUGAGAAGGUUAAUUAUAACUAUAAUUCCAAUACUUGUGCUUCAGGUAAGGUGUGUGGACAUUAUACUCAAGUGGUUUGGCGUAACUCAGUUCGAGUUGGUUGUGCUAGGGUUCGAUGUAACAAUGGUUGGUUUUUCGUCACUUGUAACUAUGACCCACCGGGUAAUUGGGCCGGCCAACGACCCUACUAAACUUCCCAUUAAACUUGAUAAAUAAAUUGUGUGAUUCGGCUUGAUCACUAAAUAAUUUGGUGAUAAUCACUUAACAAAAUACACCCCUAUUAAUAUUUAUACUCACUCGGUCUCAAUUUACUUGCCUCAUGCCGACCAAUAAGCUCCCACAAAGUUUGGUCAAAGACAAGAAAAUGAGACGGGAGUAAUCAAACAAAUAUUGUACUUUCAUUCUCGUGUUUGUUAUAUUCCUAGCUAAGUAAACUGAAUUGUUUUACUAACGAAAUUGUUAAUGGCCACAAAUAGUGCCUCAUCCGAUCUUGUUGUAAAAUAAAAUGUAAUACAAAUCGAGUUCUCGAUUUUCAUGUACUAUAUAUGAAUAAAAAUAAAUCGAUGAAGGUUAAUUGUAUUAAACAACAAUAUAAAAGCUCAUUGAGGGUGUUUG